UCCCCUGUUGCUUCUCAACAGUCGCGGGGAUACACCGUCAAGUGGAGUAUCGUAAACGGCAAGGAACACGCGCGCGGGCGCACGCACACAGCCAUAUGUUCGCGUUGAAACACUUAUUGAGAGUAGUACUCGAGACGAAUAAGAACGAAAAAAAAACUGUCUCGAGUUCAAUAGCUUGAUCCGUCGAGUGUAGCAAGUUCUCACGAACUUUUCGAAUAAAUAAUUAUUUUUACUGGUUUUUUGUAAAAUUAUAUCUCGGUGCAACAAUAUUUACGGGAGUGUCGAUAAGGCGCGAGUGUCAAAUAUAUAUUUAUUUCUUUUUUCGUCGUCUCGACGCAUUGCCUUUCAAGGUCCUUCAAGACUCGACAAGUUCUCAUCCCCGAAAGUCAAAUUAUCGACGUUACUUUUCAUUGAAUCUUUGCCGACGUUAUUUCACCCGCUCGUGAUAAAAAUACGAGGAUUAAAACGCCGAAAACAAGUUCUCAAGUAUUGUGUUAUAUCGGUAUAAUUAUGUCGCGAACCGGUGAGAGACAGAGCUACGCACAGACGUACAAACUCGUCGUAGUGGGUGGCGGUGGUGUUGGUAAAUCCGCUAUCACGAUUCAAUUUAUACAGAGCUACUUCGUGACCGACUAUGAUCCAACGAUCGAAGACUCGUACACGAAGCAAUGCGUCAUCGACGACGUACCAGCAAAGCUCGACAUACUCGACACCGCUGGACAAGAAGAAUUCAGCGCGAUGCGAGAACAGUACAUGCGAAGCGGCGAAGGCUUCCUUCUUGUGUUCGCAGUCACCGAUCACUCCUCAUUCGACGAAAUGAUGAAGUUUCACAAACAAAUAUUGAGGGUCAAAGACCGUGACGAGUUCCCCAUGCUCAUGGUCGGGAACAAAGCCGAUUUGGACCAUCAACGGGCGGUGUCCAUGGACGAGGGCCAGAAUCUCGCAAGACAACUGAAAAUUCCAUACAUCGAGUGUAGCGCGAAACUUCGUAUGAACGUUGACCAGGCGUUUCACGAGCUCGUGCGAAUUGUGAGAAAGUUUCAAUUGUCCGAGAGACCACCAUUGAAGCAGAAUUACAAGAAGAACAAGAAGAAAUGUUGCAUGCUGUAAAUUUGCGUGGGAAAAGGAGAGAGAAAGAGUGAGAGGGAAAGAAAGCGAGGGAGGAAAACCGACCGAAAAAGGGAGAUUCGAAAAGCGUGAAAGAAACCGAGUGGCUAUGGCAUUUCGAAAGAACACAGCCGGUCAAAAGUCAAAAACAAUCGAGAGUUAGGAUCAGACUUCGAAACGAUGAAAAAUCGGUUUUUUUCAAGGGGUGGAAAAAUUACAAGAUGACAAUCGGGUUUACGGGCUUCAAUGCAUGAACAAACGCCUUCUUUUCUCGACCUUCGAAAACACGAAUAAAAAUUCAAUCUCUGUAAAGAUUGGAAUUUUCGGACUCUCAAAAUCCGGGUGCAUUUUCCGGACGCACGACAUUGCGAAAUAUCGCUCGAUCGUUUAUGAAAUAUUCGAACAGUUUUGUUCGAAUUCGGAACUAUUUUUUAUACACCAUAUUUAUACGAAGGUAGUGUUGAAAAUUGUACGACUUCUCGUGCAUUGACCGAAGCUCUUCGUUGAAUUUUAUUUCUUUCACUUUGUUUUGUUACGGCCGAAUAUUUGUGAGAAUCGCAGACGAAAAGAUCAAUUGGGGUUAACCAACGAUUUUUCAAAACAAAAAAUCCAAAAAGCAAAACGUGAAUGGCGAAUAAUAAACUCUCUCAAACUUUCUAAUCAUUUAUUUUAUUAUCUGCAGACUUAAAAUUGUGAUAAAGUAAAUGCCACUGGGCUGCUUGAACAGCGAAUCAAAAGUACAAAAUUUUCGCACAAAUAUUGCUGGACCAAUAACUUCCUGUUUCUUGUAGAUUGAGUACAAAAACGUUAUCAUUUUUUGUCUUGUCUAUUCGCCGUUUACUGGAUUCUUAAGAUAUUUGGUAAUAUCGUCUUCAAACGAAUAUUAUAGCUUAAAAUUUUUUAACUUUACAACAAUUAUUAAUGUUUUUUUGCAUUUUUAAAACCGAGCAAAAAACAGAAUCUUUCAAGUCUGCAUGGAUGUAUGCAAUUUUCAGAGAUUUUAAGUAUCUCGUCGAUUGAACGAAAAAUAAUCAAAGCUGCCAACAGCCAAUGUGCAAUACAUUAAAGUAACAUUUAUAUACGAAUGAUAACAUUUAAUAUAACGAGGAAAAAAUCACGAUUCGAUCGACCAAGCGCGAUCGUCCAACCGCAUUCAAUUUUCCAUCUCCGAUCUUCGAUAUUCUCGACUUUCGAUCCAUUCAAAUUGAACGACCGUUAGGAAAUUAAUGCGUAAAGUUUGUAAAUAUUUAUAAUUAAUAGUCGACAUUGAACAGUUUUAAUCGCUCUUUUAAUACGUAGAAUAUUUAUUAUUAUUAACAUGAAAUUAGGCUCGAUAACGUAGAAACUAAUAAGAAGGAAAUGUACCGAGGCAUUCUUUUGCCCCGAGAAAAAGUAGCAGCGUCAAUCGAAGGAACUUUUCAUCAGUGGAGUGUGUGAACAAGUUUAUCUUCCGUUUUCGACCUUUUGGGUAAUAAUUGACUUAGUUAAAGCCGUUCUCAAAAACACGAUCAAAUACGACAUGUGAUAAUUUACGAUCGUUCUGAAAAUCCAAACAAAACGGAGUCGCCGAAAAAUUGGUUAUUUUCUUUUUCAAUUUACAGUCUUUCUACGAACGAAGACCAGUGAAAUAUAAUAAGAAUUUUUAACUUUGCGAUUCAACGACUGUAUUUUUCCUGUCGCGACCCAGUUGAGUCAAAUCAGUGCUAAAUUUUUGGAGCUGUUUCUACAAAUUGUCCUGCAUUAAUCGACGAUAAUAGAGAAUGGAUGCCACUGCCAGAAAUCUCGGUAGAAUCGAAGGAAAUUAGAAUCACGGAAUCUGUAGCCACGAGGGCGAAACAGCGAUCGAUUUUUUGUUGUGAAAUAUUAGCAAAUCUCUUGUGAUAUGAGUGAAGCUUUUCAUUUUUCACUCCUGCCAGGGGCAGUGGCAUUCAUUCUCUGUUAUCGUCGAUUAAUGCAGGACAAUUUGUAGAAACGGUUCUAAAAACUUGGCACUGAUUUGACUCAACUGGAUCGCAAAUAAAAAAAUACAAUUGUUCAUUUGUUUGAAUUGAGACUUUUCCAUUUCUAGACAAUUUAAUCAAACAUUAUUAUUUUCUAUUGAAUUUAAGUGAAAUUCUUAACGUUUAUUAUUUCACGAGAUUUAUCUCGCGUGAAAUUCAUCUCGUUAAUAUUAAUCUUCGUCAUUUUGGGCCUUGAGAGAAUAUUUCGAGUAAAAAAACAAUAAUAUUAAGUACAAAAUGUGUUCGAACAUACGAGGGCGUUAUUAAGCAAAAAAAACGAAUAAUCGACCAAUAAUUCGUUAUUUUUACGAUCUUUUAACAAGGCCUUUCCCCGCCCCCUUAUUUAUACGAAACUGUUGCUAAUAUAAAAAAAAAAAAAAAAAAAUCAACAAAAACAACAACGAAAUCAAAAUAAUUAUUUAAUAAACGUACGAUAAACAAA
This is a messenger RNA of Venturia canescens, 3549 nucleotides long. It is a transcript of the gene Ras64B, whose product is annotated as ras-like protein 2. Lineage: Eukaryota; Metazoa; Arthropoda; Insecta; Hymenoptera; Ichneumonidae. The transcript has 4 exons. The record is from RefSeq and is a predicted model, not a curated record. Gene Ontology annotation, biological process: Ras protein signal transduction. Gene Ontology annotation, cellular component: plasma membrane. Gene Ontology annotation, molecular function: GDP binding; GTPase activity; GTP binding. The coding region runs from base 511 to 1110 and encodes 199 amino acids.